GGUCUUUGUCUUCCUCAGAACACAUGAGAGGAGAGAUAGUAAGCAGAAACAUCCCUGCUGCAAGUAAAGGAAGGCUUCCCACCCAAGAAGAAUGACUGCCAAGAAUUCCUCUGUGAUAGAGUUCAUCCUCGCAGGCCUGACAGACCAACCAGGACUCCGCAUGCCCCUCUUCUUCUUGUUUCUAGGUUUCUACAUGGUGACUGUGGUUGGGAACCUGGGUUUGAUCUCCCUGAUUGGGCUGAACUCUCACCUUCAUACCCCUAUGUACUUCUUUCUCUUCAAUCUUUCUGUAAUAGAUUUCUGUUAUUCCUCCACUAUCAUCCCAAAAAUGCUUAUGAAUUUUAUCUCAAGGAAGAACAUCAUCUCACACUCAGGGUGCAUGACACAGUUGUUUUUCUUCUGUUUCUUUGUUGUCUCUGAGUCCUUCAUCCUGUCAGCCAUGGCAUAUGACCGUUAUGUUGCCAUCUGUAACCCCCUGAUGUACACAGUCACCAUGUCUCCUCAGGUAUAUUUACUUCUUUUGCUGGGAGUCUAUGUGAUGGGCUUCUCUGGGGCCAUGGCCCAUACAGGGAACCUCAUGAAUCUGACUUUCUGUGCUGACAACCUCAUCAAUCACUUCAUGUGUGAUAUUCUUCCCCUUCUUGAGCUCUCUUGCAAUAGCACCUUCAUAAAUGAGCUCGUAAUCUUUAUUGUUGUGGCCUUUGAUAUUGGUGUGCCCAUUGUCACCAUCUUCAUUUCUUAUGCCCUCAUCCUCUCUAGCAUUCUUCGCAUGCAUUCCACAGAGGGCAGGUCCAAGGCUUUCAGCACCUGCAGCUCCCACUUGAUUGUGGUUUGUCUUUUCUUUGGUUCUGGGGCUUUCAUGUACCUCAAACCUCCUUCCAUUUUGCCUCUUGACCAAGGAAAAGUGUCUUCCUUGUUCUAUAUGAUUGUGGUGCCCAUGUUGAACCCUCUGAUCUAUAGCUUGAGAAAUAAGGAUGUCAAAGUUGCUCUGAGGAAAACCUUGGGUAAGAGAAUUCUUUCUUAACAGAGGAGCAGUAUCAUGAGCUACAGUGGUGUGACUGG
Mus musculus (house mouse) is the source of this 1062-nucleotide messenger RNA. RefSeq names its product olfactory receptor family 8 subfamily B member 12 (gene Or8b12). Gene Ontology annotation, molecular function: G protein-coupled receptor activity; olfactory receptor activity. The coding region runs from base 92 to 1024 and encodes 310 amino acids. Gene Ontology annotation, biological process: G protein-coupled receptor signaling pathway; signal transduction; detection of chemical stimulus involved in sensory perception of smell. The record is from RefSeq and is a predicted model, not a curated record. Gene Ontology annotation, cellular component: membrane; plasma membrane. NCBI's taxonomy places the organism in Eukaryota, Metazoa, Chordata, Mammalia, Rodentia, Muridae. The transcript is spliced from 2 exons.